Messenger RNA from Dermatophagoides farinae (American house dust mite), 1696 nucleotides. It is a transcript of the gene CCT7, whose product is annotated as chaperonin containing TCP1 subunit 7. The record is from RefSeq and is a predicted model, not a curated record. Lineage: Eukaryota; Metazoa; Arthropoda; Arachnida; Sarcoptiformes; Pyroglyphidae. Gene Ontology annotation, molecular function: ATP-dependent protein folding chaperone; ATP binding; ATP hydrolysis activity. Gene Ontology annotation, biological process: protein folding.
CUACAUUUUCAGAUCAAAAAAUGAUGCGUUUAAUGAAUCCACCAAUCAUUCUUUUGAAAGAUGGUACUGAAAAUACUCAAGGUAAACAACAGGUUAUUAGUAAUAUUAAUGCCUGUCAAGCGGUUGCUGAAGCUGUACGUACAACACUUGGUCCACGUGGUAUGGAUAAAAUGAUAGUCGAUCAAAAAGGUGAAAUGACCAUUUCAAAUGAUGGUGCAACCAUAUUGAAAAAAUUGGAUAUUGUUCAUCCGGGUGCAAAAACAUUGGUCGAUAUUGCUAGAUCACAAGAUGAUGAAGUUGGUGAUGGUACAACAUCGGUUGCAUUGAUUGCAGCCGAAUUUCUUAAACAAGUAAAACCAUUUGUUGAAGAAGGUGUCCAUCCACAGGUGAUCAUACGAUCAUUUCGUAAAGGUUUACAAAUUAUUCUCAAACAAUUUCAUGAAUUAUCGAUGAAAUUUUCUGAAAAUGAUCCACAACGUAAACGUGAAUUGUUGGAAAAAUGUGCCAUGACAACAUUGUCAUCGAAAAUUGUUGCACAUCAAAAGAAUUUUUUCGCCAAAAUGGUUGUCGAUGCCGUAAUGCAAUUGGAUGAACUUUUACCAAUGAAUAUGAUUGGUAUUAAAAAAGAAAAAGGUGGUGCACUUGAAGAAAGUCUAUUGGUUGCCGGUGUUGCAUUUAAGAAAACAUUUUCUUAUGCCGGUUUCGAAAUGCAACCGAAAACAUAUGAAAAUCCUAAAAUUGCUCUGUUGAAUAUUGAAUUAGAAUUGAAAGCGGAAAAAGAUAAUGCCGAAAUUCGUGUAGAUUCAGUGGAAGAAUAUCAACGUGUUGUUGAUGCUGAAUGGCAAAUUCUUUAUGAUAAAUUGGAAAAAAUUUGGAAAUCUGGCGCUAAAGUUGUUUUAUCAAAAUUACCAAUUGGUGAUGUUGCUACCCAAUAUUUUGCUGAUCGUGAUUUGUUUUGUGCUGGCCGUGUACAGGAUGAAGAUCUUCGACGUACAAUGCAAGCCUGUGGUGGUGCUAUACUUACAACCGUUUCUGAUCUUGGUGAUGGAAAUCUUGGCCAAUGUGAACAUUUUGAAGAACGACAAAUCGGUAAAGAACGUUAUAAUUUUUUCACUGGUUGUUCAAAUUCCAAAACUGUGACAAUCAUUCUACGUGGUGGUGCUGAACAAUUUAUCGAAGAAACAGAACGUUCAUUACAUGAUGCUAUUAUGAUUGUAAGACGUGCAUUGAAAAAUGAUUCAAUUGUUGCCGGUGGUGGUGCCAUUGAAAUGGAAUUAUCACGUAUAUUACGUGAUUAUUCACGUACGGUUGCUGGUAAAGAACAAUUAAUUAUUGCAGCAAUGGCUAAAUCAUUAGAGGUUAUACCUAGACAGCUAUGUGAUAAUGCCGGUUUUGAUGCUACCGAUCUAUUGAAUCGUUUACGUAAACGACAUGCUGAACCUGAUGGUAAAUGGUUUGGUAUCGAUGUACGACAUGAAGAUAUUUCCGAUAAUUAUAAAGCAUGUGUUUGGGAACCAAGUGUUGUUAAACGUAAUGCAAUGAUUGCCGCUUCGGAAGCAACAUGUUUAAUAUUAUCUGUUGAUGAAACGAUUAAGGCACCAAGAUCACAACAGGAACAAACAGCAGCAGCACAAUCUAUGGGAAUGGCAAUGUAAUAAUGAUAAUGAACAUCAUUAUUAUUAUCAUAUUUACAUUC